Molecule: messenger RNA, 1362 nt
Organism: Paramecium octaurelia
Lineage: Eukaryota; Ciliophora; Oligohymenophorea; Peniculida; Parameciidae
Source: the annotation of a GenBank genome assembly
AUGACAAAAGAUAUAAAUUUCUAGUGGAAAUUCGUCGCCAGAGAACUGAAAGUGUGUUUCAAUAAAAGAGAGCUACAAUAGUGCAUAACAAGGUUAAGAAGUUGGAGUAAUAUCAAGGACCUUGAAUUGCUUGCUUAAUUUUCUUUAGAGUGUUUCAACCGCAGAGAAUACCAGUAAAGCAAAGACUACUUAAAGAAGUUAAUUCAUUAUGCAGACUCUGAAUCAAGUGAGAAUUUAAAGUCAUUGAAUACAAUCAAUUAUCUAAAACAAAUUGCUUCUAAUUGUGAUUCAGAAUAGUUAAGUAUGAUUUUGGAAAUAUUUCUUAAAAUCUGUCUACCUCAAUGUUUAAGUCCUUAAUUGUUGAACUAGGUACAAGAAUUAUAAAGUAUUGAAAUUAUUAAUUAAUUCAUUACAUUAUUAUAAAGAAUAGUUUAUAUGAAUGAAAUAGAUUAAUUAAUUGAACAGCAUAAUAUUAUUUAAUACUUAUUGGAUGUAACACUAGAACUGGACGAUUUCAAAGAGUGGUUUUAAAUCAUUGAAUACUUAUGCAAUUAUCAUUCAAAACCUUCUCUUUACGUAAUUUUAAAUUCAUUUUCAAAUAGUUUAAGAACCUUAUUAUUCCUUGUUUAAAGUUAUUACAAUACGAUUCAAACCAAGUCACUCUACAAGUUAUUGAAAGUAUGUGCAAUUGUAAAACGGAUAGAAGAGGAGCGAUCAAUUAUUUACUUAUCAUUCCAGGAUUCAUUGAUUUGUUGAUAAAUAAUCUCUCUAAAUCUUUCAAUAUCAUCAGCCAUAUUAUUGAAUAAUCCGAUGAUGGUACAACUAAAUUAAUUUAAAUGGACCUGUUUAUUAAAUUGCAUAAAUUAUUGGAAGCAGAUUAAUCAUUAAAAACUACAUUCAUAUAUCUCAUUCUCUUAAUAUGUUUUUACAGAACUGAUACUAUAAUUCUUAAACUUAUUGAGUCAUAACUAUUUUAUUAAAUUCUUGCAUUAGAUGAAUAAACUUUACAAAAUGAUGAUUUGAUAUUGAUAAGUCGAAUGCUUCUUUAUUUAAUUAAGAAGUACUCUAACGAAUCCUUCUAUCUAUAUCUUAUUUAGAAGACCUUAUUUAUUAACAUGUUAGGAUAGUUGCUGAAUAAAAUUGAACUACAAGAAGUUUAUAAUAAUACGAUACAUUCAAUCAUUCAUAUAGCAUUCUCAUAAUCAAUAGAAUUUUCCAAAAUAUUUAGAUAAGUAAUCAUUUGAUCCAAUUAAUUAGAGUAUUUUUAUGAGACCUGUUGAGGAAUAAUUAUAAAAAAACAAUUCAAAAGAUGCAAACAUUGAUGAUAAAAUAUAAGAAUUUUUAAAUAUUAUAUAUAAAUGA